UUACCAUUUUUUUUGUGAUCUGCCAUAUUUCUGAAGGUGAAUGAUAAAUCCAUUUUGGUUUCAAUCACUUAUUGAUACCUGGAAGAGUGGGGUAGAAGUGGUAUAUCCUGCUGCUUCUGAUUUGGGAAAUAGCAGACAAAUAUAUAUAUAGAUUAAGUCCCUAGUUUUUCUCUUUCCUGAUGUUGUUUGCUUCUUUUUUUUUUUUUUCUCAGAGCUACAAUUUUGUUGACUCCCAGUUCAGACUUCCUUCUCUCCCAUUGCUUCAUCUUACAUAGUAGCUUUUUGCAUUAGCAGUGCAAGGAGCUUUAUCCCCUUAUGGGUGGAAUUUGCUGUGCCUGGAAGGUGCUGUUCUCCAUUUGAUGUGAUGAGGAACUUGUGCUAGCUCCAGUUUGUUUUAAACUGCUGCUGUGAGCACUUCCCUGUCCAUUCCUUAAUGUGUGUUGGUUUUUCCCCCCUUCUGUUACUGCAGUGGUUUGCUUAUUGCAGCAGCAGGGAAGUGUCUUUUUGCUGAAGCAUUUACUCUGUUCAAUAUGAGUUUUUCAAAGACAUCCUUGUCUCUUGGUGUAGCUGAAGAAGCUGAUUUUAUAGGAAUGGAAGUGUUGCUUGAAUAUUUUUUCUCUGUGGAUCACUGUUCAGCUGCUAUGUUUUCCAUGACUAUACAAAACCAGAAAAGAUGAAAUCUAUAUAUAUGUUUUUUUAGUGCUGAUUCCUUCCUCAAGCAGAACUUGGCAGAUUUAUUACAGAUGAGAUGCGGACAAGCAGUGACUUGAAACAUGAUUGAGACAGACGGCCUCAUUGUAGUCACUCCCAUGAUUUUAGAGUUGUGCCAGACAAGCCUAGAGACUGGCAUGGACAUGAUUUUGUAGAAAUUUAGUAGAAUUAAUUUUAACUUAGGUUAUCUACUCUAUAUUUGGAAUUGGGAUUCCAAUUAUGAAAGCUUAUCUGUGGCAACUUAAAAACUUAAAAAGAUUUAGUCAUCUACAUUUAAUUUACUACAUGAACUUUGACUUCCAUACUAAAUAAAGAGAUGGUGCUUCAAGAUGGUUUUCCUGACUCAUACAAGAAGUUCUUUACAAGUAGUGGAGUGCUUGCAGUUUCUUCUCCUCUUUGUGUUUUGCUGUCCACUAAAUAUACAUUGGUGGAAACUGCUGUCACUAAAAACAUCUUACCUAUUGAACCCAAAGUAUAAUGCUUUUUGAGGUUGCUGCUCCCAUCAAUCUGCUCAAUAAAAGUAGCUCAUCUUGUAAUGGAGGAGAAAGUUCGAGUCGCAGCGCAGAGAAACGGGCAGCUAAUGAAGAAGCUGAAGACUUCACCACAAAGCCUGCUCCUGCCAAAAUGUCCAAGUUUGGAUUUUCCAUAGGCAGUCAGACAACAAAGAAGGCAUCUGCAAUAUCCAUCAAACUGGGAGCAAAUAAGCCUAAAGAGCCUGUUCCAACCCUGGCUCCAAAAACCCUUUCUGUAGCAGCAGCUUUCAACGAAGAUGAAGAUAGCGAACCAGAGGAAAUGCCCCCUGAAGCCAAGAUGCGCAUGAAGAACAUUGGAAGGGAUACACCAACCUCAGCAGGACCAAAUUCGUUCAAUAAAGGAAAGCAUGGAUUUUCUGACAACCAGAAGCUAUGGGAACGAAAUAUAAAAUCUCAUCUUGGAAAUGUCCAUGACCAAGAAAAUAACUAAAUGAUGUGGAUUACAAGUUGGGUGUUUGGGGGGAGGGGAGGGUGUAAAAUUAAAGGAACAGUUUCCUUUUUUAAGAAUGGUAUGAGACUAUCUUUGGAGCCACUUUUUUAAGACUUUGAGUGGUACACUAAUAAAUGAGUUUGAAAUUAGAGGUAAUUUAUGUUUUGUAUACAGAUUUCAAGGCAUUUGCUAAUUUUGUAGGUCAUGUGAUUAGUUUCAAAAGGUUACAGAUAAUAAAGAAAUUGGAGUGGUACCUUUUUAAGAUAAUUUUUUUUUGUCAGUGAUUAAAUUAGGUGGAUAAAAAAAGGUUACUGUCUCUUUAAUCAGGUUAAAAUUGAAUGUUCUUGCAUUCUCACUUCUGGCUCCCUCUUCAUUACAGGAGAAACAGUUGACUCCUAUGAAUUCUGCUAAAGAGAGUGAGCAUUGUCUUGUACUAGAAGUGUUACUGGACUAUUACUUUGAAUAUAAUCUUACACAGGAAAUAGUAAGAAUUUGGAUUUUUUUUCUCCCUGCAGUCACCUUUUGUUAAGUCUCUGCAAACUAGGAAUUACGUUGCUCUGAGUGGCUCUGGUAACUUAGCUCUGAUUUUGUUUAAAAUUUCAUGUAGGGUGUGUAACCUUCAGUGGCCUGUUCUGUCCUAAGGAAAUGGGCCUUGUCUGUAUAUUAGAUACAGUCUGUAAAGAAUAUUCAUUACGAAGGUAAAUCAGUAUUUUCAGUGUGCUCCUUUUAAAUCAUUAGCCUUGAGUAGUUCUUGUUAGCAUUUCCUAGUGGUACACAAAAGCCACCACCAAAAAUACAAGCUAAUGUACAUUAAGCUUCACCUUUGGUUGAAAUAUUUUUCUUUACUAUGCCUAGAAGGAAUAAAAGCCACACCAAAAAUCGGUAACUCACUGCUUAAGUAUGAAAAAUCUAAGAUGCAUUUUCCCUGUCUUGCCAUUUGAGACAAAAUGCCUUGAUGCCUAUGAUCUCAGUGGAUGCUAUCAGGUCAAAGAAUGCUGUAUUUGCAGUCCUGAUGUUCCUAACAAGAAUCAGCUUCAGAAAUAAAACUUGACCUUUUCCUGCCUGUCUUCCUUUUGCAGUGAUUCUCCACAGUGGCAUGAAUCUGGUCAGUUUAUUUCUUAGCUUCCAUAUUGCAGGGCAGUGCUGAAGGAUUUCAGUGCUAGUAAUGACUGUCUAAAUUUCAGUCUAAUUUAGACUGCAUCUUUGUAAAAACAUUUUAUUAACAGAACUGGUUAAAUUGAACAGCAGUUUAACUGGUUAAAUUAACAACAGCAAUACCACCACCUGCCCCAACAGCACCACCUCCCAUAACCCAAAUAAACAUAAGGUUCUUUUUAAACUCAAAUACCUGAUAGUGUCAACCACUGAAUUUCAGCUGGGAAAUGGUUGUAGCAUUCAAUAUAUUAGUUGCUUUCAUCCUGCCUCUAAAACUGUCUUCUUGCUAAAGUUGAACUUGCAAGUGCAGAAAGGAAAGUGCAUCUUGAAAUGUAUUUUUUUAUUAUUAUUUUAGGAAAGCUCUGACCACUUAGACUUUUGAGUUUGUAAGUUCUAAAAAUAUUUUUUGUAUUUUUGUAUUGUAUGUGUAAUCUUUUUUCUUUUGAAGUCUGAUGCAGUUGAAUACCUGUAACUGUUUUCUUUUAAAAGCCUUGUUAUAAACUUAACAUAAAAAGGUAUACAUUAUUUUUCUUCCAUAGCAGAAAUAUUUGGUUUAUUUAAAACACACUUUCAAAACUGACUUUCAGGCCUUCCAAAACCAAUUUGGGCAUUACUGGAACUAGGCAAGACAAACUUUUCACUUAUUUUCAUCACAUGUGGUUAUGUUUGUCUAAAUAAAUCCCUUUAAGAUAGUGGAAAUCCAUAGUGAA
This is a messenger RNA of Vidua macroura (Pin-tailed whydah), 3539 nucleotides long. It is a transcript of the gene PCNP, whose product is annotated as PEST proteolytic signal containing nuclear protein. Gene Ontology annotation, biological process: proteasome-mediated ubiquitin-dependent protein catabolic process; protein ubiquitination. The record is from RefSeq and is a predicted model, not a curated record. The transcript has 5 exons. Gene Ontology annotation, cellular component: nucleus. Bases 1189 to 1674 code for a protein of 161 amino acids. Lineage: Eukaryota; Metazoa; Chordata; Aves; Passeriformes; Viduidae.